GCUCGAGUCAUUGGCGCUUUACCUACAGCUCACUGUCCAGAACCGGGACAGAACCAGCGGCGUGUGUUCAUCUUAACUCGACUUUUCAAACUUACCGGAUGGAGCUGGACCUGUGAGCACCCGCCUCGCGACAAAGCGGCGGUUGAAAUCUCAGAGGCGUUACCGGCGGCUCCACGGAGCGGUCCCGUCAUGGCCCACAGCGGCUCCGGGUCGCUGCUGUGCCGGCGGAAUGCGCGGCUGGACUCGUUCCUGCAGCGGAAGCUGGAGCGGAGGGUGUACGAACGGAUCCGGGUUUACGAGCCGUGCGUGGUGCUGUCCGAGUCCAUCAACAAGGUGUACAUGCACGUGGUGCUCAGCGACGAGUGCGUGUACCUCACCGAGUACUCGCCACGCACUCUCACGGCAGCCGUUAGCUUCAGGCGCGUGCGUUACAUCGAGCUGCAUUGUGUUUUUCUACAGGUGAACGACAUCCCAGAUUUCCUCAGUGGGAAGCAUCAGGAACGCUGCCAACACAUACGGAUCGUCUACGUCACCAAAAAGCCUGCAGCGAAGCAACGCAAUUGGUUAAAGAGAGCCAAGAAAGAGGGCCUUCCUCCUGCAGCCCCGUCGUCUCGCCGAAACAGCCACUGUCCUGAAAUAACAAGCACAUUACAAGGAUUUUCCACAGAGAGCAGCCAAUGGAGGAAGGAGGAGCUCCCCCCAGUGUUAAAGCACACCCGCUCAGCCUCGUGCCCGAACCCAGAGACUCUCGGCCUCACGAGAGUCCCGCAGCCUCCCCCCUUUUACUCCCCCUUAGUCUCACCUGCCUCAUCGCCAUUGCUCUCAGAGAAAAGCCUGAAGACCCUCGAGAGUGGUCAGUUACAAAGGAGGAUCGGUUCGGUCCUGUCACGUCUGCUGAGACGAGGCUGCGUGGACAGCGAGGAGGAGUGGGAGGCGGAGCUCCACCUGUACGCCGUCUCAGAGAAGUCCAGACUUUACCUCCACCUGCAGAGCUUGUGGAACAGCUUCAGUAUUAGGUCCACCCUUUUGUUAGAUCCGCUCUACAGAAGGAGGAACUGCGUUUCAUUGUCUGCUGCUGCCAUCAGCUGGGAGCGGACGGCUCACCUGUUUGGCCAGCUGAGCUCCGAGCUCCUGCAGGACGGGAUCAGCGUGGAGAGUAUGUACCUGCUGCUGCAGGAGCUGAGGACCGCCGCGCACCGCAGCGUUACGCUGCGCCGGCUCUUCUGGAGGUCCAGUGAGGUGUGUACUUUCCUGCUCUGCACUCUGGAGGGAUGUCUUCACGGCCGCCAGAGCCUCGGUGGACUCUACACAGCAGAUCAGCUCCUACUGAGCUCUCUGAUCGUUGACACGCUCGCCAUCAUGUUCAGAGAGACGGAGGUCGAAGCUGCCAGACUCAGCCUGCUCUCUGCCAAAAAAGGUGCUCUGGCCUCCCGAAUGCUGCUUGCCUUAAUAUGUGACCCUCAGCCACAAACUCACAGCGGAGGAUUUCUGACGUACUCAGAGCUUCAGGGCUUACUCGCUGAGUAUCUGGACACCGCCGCCUCUCUGCUCUUUGAACUGCUGCUCGUAGGCCACGUGACCAGCAGGUGUGUCUCUGCUGAAAACUUCCUGUCUGUCGGUUGGAUCCUCAGAGUCCUGCAGCCUCAUCCCCACCUGCUCUCCUUCAUUGGUUACCAGGUCCAGCAGGUGGUGUUGGUUCUGACGGGCCUGCAAGUGUCGGUCCCCAGUCCCGUUCAGUCCGUCCUGCUGUUCCAGCGCCUCCACCUCCUGCUGGCCUGUCUGCAGUACAACAGCCAGCUGGCUCAGCACCUGCGCUCGCAUUUCAGAGAGGAGUUCAGAUACUCUGUGAUGCCGUCGGGCUCUGAAGUGAAGCUGCCACCUCACUAUCCUAUCAGCCGACCCACUCUGAGACUUGUCGAGCACAUUCGAACUCUUAUGCUGCUCAGGUGACUGAACACCAGCGUGCUCCUAGCCUUCACUUUACACAAAGGCAUCCUCAGGGAAGGAAGCAGGAUUUGGAGUCCUCGGGAUGCUCGGCUUAAAGUUUCUGGAUUAUUAUAUAUCACAGACAUCUUACUGUUAGACAGAAAGAUGGAGAUAUAUGCUUGGCCUGUAAAGACUGUUCAAAUGAUGUGCACUCCUAAUAACCUGAAGCGGUUCUCUGACAGUCCAUCAAGUGGUGCGGCUUCGUAGCUUUGGAAAGUCGGACUGAAACAUUAGACAGAUUUUCGAGCGCCAUGUACCACAUAAAAUUGUUUCGAGGUCAGUAAAUACAACCAGAAUUAAUAAAUAAGACGCACAGGAUUAUAAGGGACACUGUCGAUUUUCAGAUUUUAAGUGUGCCGUAUUUUCCAAAAAACACGGUAAUAACGACGGCCCGCUAGCAUGCUCUACCAAAAAUAGUGCUUUGUUGUGCAUCUGACAGACGAAAGCUAAACCAGUUCCACACCACUGAAGUUGCAGCAUUUCUACAAACCAAUUCUGGUUCAUCCGUUUCAUUCAACAAUCCACUUUCGCCCUCCUCAUUUUCCGUUGCCGCCAUGCUUUUCUCGCCAUGUGCGUAUGAAAACAAAGGCACUGCGCAUGCGCGUUUACCCAUAUUCUAUCGCGAUAUUUCAUUUUCUUAUCGUUGCCCAACAUUAUACCGCUAUUACCGUGAACGGUAUGAUAUGCAUAGGAUCUUUUCCUUCCUUAUGCAUGACUGUAAUAAUUGCAUCCAGCCAUGAUUUUGGCGUCUCUUGAGUUUAGUGUAGAGUUAUAUACUUUGCAUAAUAUGGGGGGUUAUUUAUUGUUUUUAAAUUUAGCAUUGACUCUUUUAUUUUAUUUCAGCUUCUGUGAUAGGUACUACUAAUUUAGUUUAUUCCAUCAUUGAUAUUUUAGCCAAUUUAAGGGGUUUAAGGAACUCAAAUUUUUUUGUUUGCGAGGUUUUUGUGCUUCCUCCUUUACAACUGUCUGUAAUAUUUUACAUAAGUAUUGAAUAUUUCUUUAGUUUGAGUUUCAUUUCUGGAUUUCUGAUCUUAGGAACUGUGCUUUUCUGAGCUGAAAGGCCAAUAACAGUUUUUAUUAAUAUCUGAGACCCUCUUCUGCCUUGUAUGGUAGUAGCUCAUCUAAUUGUUGUCUAGCUUCUUUUAGCUUUUUAAAUGUAUAUUGUUGAUGUUCUCUCUCUAGUCUUUUUAUUUUGUCUUUAAAUUGUCAUUUGAUCUUAUAUUCAUUUUCAUAACAACUGGGCUAUGGUCAGAAACAAUGAUUGAUUCAAUUGUCAUCUGUUUUAUCCUAUACAUGUCGAUUUUUGACAUGAAAAGUCUAUUGUUGGGAAA
Haplochromis burtoni (Burton's mouthbrooder) is the source of this 3317-nucleotide messenger RNA. It is a transcript of the gene cunh12orf56, whose product is annotated as chromosome unknown C12orf56 homolog. NCBI's taxonomy places the organism in Eukaryota, Metazoa, Chordata, Actinopteri, Cichliformes, Cichlidae. The record is from RefSeq and is a predicted model, not a curated record. The coding region runs from base 190 to 1950 and encodes 586 amino acids. The transcript is spliced from 14 exons.